UUUUAAAUGUAAUCUACAGAUGAGGGAAUUGGAUUUGAUUAUGAACAAUUCUGGUUGUGCAUUUUGCACACUCGAACCUCCGCCUGAUAUUCUUCACAUUCCACCGCCACCGUUCCCGGCUAUUCUUCAACAGAGUUCCGAUUUUUAUCCACGUACGGAUUUGUUGACGUUUUUACCACAUCUCAAUGACAGUCCAUGCAAGCAUUUCUGCGAUCGCCGCUACGAAGGAGUUCAAUACAUUGAAAUGCCACAACAAGGCACAAUUUUCGAUGACACGUGGCUCUUGGUGUUAAUAUCAUCUUGUGUGGGUGUGAUUUUCAUAGGGGUAAUGUUGGCGAUAUUGCUGCUGAAAUGCAAAUUUAAUAGAAGUGGUAAGAACGGGGCAAUGUCCAUGCCGAACGCGAGCUCUGGUGCGCAAACAAAGAAUGGAAGAAUUCAAAACGAAGCUGUUCUUUAUCCGUGCACAACCGACGCUAUGCAAGAUAGCCGUGUUAUGUGGGCGACUCUGACACCAAGGGGUACCACCAGACACUAUUUAGAGGAACACACCUAUGAAACAAUCGACAGUGGACAAUUUCACAAGCGUGCCUGUUCAACUACACCAACUGAACAUGUAAAACUCAAGACAUAUGCAGACCCACCAGUUACCACCCCAAUUCAAAACCGGCCGAAGGAUGAUAAAGCAUUUGAUAACACGGCAUUCGUAGAUUAUGAAGAACCGCUGUCAAUAAAGACUGAUUAUUAUCAACUCAACGAUAUUUUGGAACCAAACGAUUCAGGUAUACUUACGAUCCAACAAAGAGGAACGUUACGACCUCAUGUCAGCUCGCCGACAAGAAUCGAACAUCCAAACUUACCUCCCCUUAAUCUUCAUCCACACAAACGAUCAUUUCGGAAAGGCUCAACCACACUACAAGCGUCAGAUACAUUGCUAAGACGCAGUAGCAUCACAUCAACCACCUAUAUUCCUACCAUAUAAACUCAAUGUCCGAUCGUUUUUAUAUUUAAAUAUGCUUAUAAUAAGCAGCAUGUACAACCUAAAUUAUCGAUUUGUUAUCUUCGCAUACAUCUAAUAGCGGCGUAAGUUAAAUAAAACGACAUAGUCGUUCGCUGAUAUCUGUUAAUUAGAUGUACAUUCUAUCUAUUCAUUUAAAAUCUACAUAAUUAAU
This is a messenger RNA of Dufourea novaeangliae, 1169 nucleotides long. RefSeq lists its product as uncharacterized. The record is from RefSeq and is a predicted model, not a curated record. The transcript is spliced from 5 exons. The coding region runs from base 20 to 979 and encodes 319 amino acids. NCBI's taxonomy places the organism in Eukaryota, Metazoa, Arthropoda, Insecta, Hymenoptera, Halictidae.